AUGGGGGAUUUGGAGUCUGGUUUUGAAGAGAUGGAUGAUUUAUACAUCGAUCACCACCAUCACAUAGGGAAUUUCCAGGAAAGCUGCAGCAGCGACACAGAGUCCAGCUCGUACUCUGAACGUGCUGACAACGACUCGGAUUUUGGGUCUAGUUUGUCAGCCACCAGUAACUCUGGGACUUCAGACGAAGAAGAAGAUGACUCUGUGUCGGAAUCUUCGGAUGCCAGUUCAGACGAGGACAGUUCUUCCCAGUCUGAUUCCAGCUCCGUCUCGAGCCAAGUUUCCUUGCAGAGUAUUCGAUUCAGGCGCACGGGCUUUCCAGCCUUCAACAGUAAAGCACCUUUACUAACACAGCCUACUUUUCACUAUGACCUCCAGCACCGGACACAAAAUCAAAGCGGGCCACCCUUGUUUGAUUGUAGAGUAUCUAACAGGAAACUCCAGAAUUUCGACUUAAAACUCUGUGUGAAGAAACAAGGGGAGUCCGGCGCAUCGAGGCAGCGUAAAACCUGUCCACUUGUUCUUCGAAGUUGCUCUCCCGAAUCAAGGAGGGAAGGAAUUUCUGAGAUUGCAUUAUCACACUUUGGAGUUCCGCAUGAACCAAAGUGUACCGACCCUACAAUAAACCAUAUAAAAGGAGGAGGCCCUUUACCUUGCUUACAAGAAAACAAAGACUCCCAUAAACAAAGGGUGCCCGGACUGGCGAAUAAAUACCCCCAGCCAUUGAUUUCAAACUGUGUCCAUGACAAAGAAACUGAGAUUUCCCAGUCCCCCGACAAAAAUAAUUCAUUAGGUGUAAAUUUCAAGAAGGAAACGAAUAUUAGCCAUUGUCUGAAUGCCUACCCGCAUCUGUGUACUAUCAAGACAGAAACUGAGGAGAAAAGCACACCCCCAAGUUACCACAGCGAGAACGCCACCACAGCGAAAACGCCGCCAACUCUACUGCACAAUGUUAAAAUCAAAGUAGAGGAGAACUUUGAGGAAUACCAGUACUCGUCUGAGAUCCCUGGUUUCGGACCGGAUUAUCAAUGCAACGAGGCCAAUAUUACAGAUGCGCAAUGUCUGAAAGGAGAGGAAAAACUAGUAUACCAUUUCGAAAACACGAAUAAUGCCACUGAAGAUGCCGAAAACCCCGCGACCUCACGAAACUCUCCAGAAAGGACACAGGAAUUCAAAAGCACUUUAUGCACUCGGUGUCCUGAGGAAGGAGAGUACAAAAACGGCGCGAAGGUAAGGAAGAACUACAGAACCUUGGUGCUUGGGAAACAAUCUGGAAUUCCGAGGACGAAAGCUGAUAGGACUGUGCAUUCUACAGGUAAACAUGAGUACCGUGAAGGAUCACCGGAGGAUUUUACCGGCGCAAACAAACGCAAACGCGCAACCGUCAACGUAGCAGCGGUGAAAAAACCGUUCAACCUCAUGGCUAAUUUUCCGUCUCCUCCUUCACUAAUUAUUGGCAGUGACGGGGAUUUGAGCCCUGCUUACUCCCUGAAGUCUACAAACGGCGAGCAGUCACUUUUGAGGUCUCACCCGGUCUGGAAGUGGCAACUUGGUGGUUCUGCCGUACCUCUCCCACCCAGUCACAGAUUCAGGAAAUUCUAAUUUAACAAAAUCUUUUUGUGAAUGUCUGUGACAUCGUGCCAAUAUGCCAAAUCUACGGAAACGUCCUAAAUGGAAUAACAAGCACCGAGGACCUGCUCUGGUAGUUGAUUUGCUUUCGUCUUGGUGGGUUGCCAUUCCACGCUGUUAUUUGAACCCUCCGUACAGAAACUGCAAUCUAGCUCUUCUGGAGAUUGAACACGUUCCAGUUUACCGUCUCACACCAAUACCUCAAGGAUUUCUACAGAUAAGGCUAAACAAUAGCCAUUCGAUUUGUGCGGUAUAGUUUUGCAAAAUGACAUGAUGUUUACCUUGUUAGACUGUAUUCAGUUAAACGGAUACUACAAUUGUACUGAUUGGCCCGGGACACUGUUUUGCAAAACCUCAGCUGCCUUGCUGUGAAAUGUUUAUUAACAUUAAUUGAUUGAAUUGUAGGUAGUAUCAAUUUUGCAGAUUCAUGUAUCAAUUUUGCUGUACGGUUUCCCCGCUCAAUGUUGACAACACUGUUAGAUAACUGUAUAGGGUCCUACCAUUUAUUCGCCGUCUUUGUGUGUUUCUUGGACUGAUUCAGUUAUGCUAUCCUGUUAUUUGUACCCAGGGAAACUAUGAUUUAAGUUGUACACACGCGCUCACACACCCACGCACACACAAACAACAGUGACUGUAUAGGCCACCACGGCCAGCCUUAUAUCCUGACAAUCAAGUGGGUUUAAAAAAAAAAAAAGAUUUGCACACACACGCGCGCACGCGCGCGCACGCACGCACGCACGCACGCACACACACACACACACACACACACACAGAGAACAAAUCAAUACUUCGCUAGCACAUUCUUUAAAUUAUGCAGAACAUUUCACGGAAGCAAACAGUCACGUUCAGUGUAGGUGCUGAAUGACUGUAAAUCUAGACAUUAGACCUACAUUCAUCAAAGGAGAAACCACUGCACCAAUGUAGAAUAAGUUCAGUGGUUAGGCAACACAAUUUGGGAAACUUCCGAGUUUUGUAGUGAUGGCACAUUUAGACUUAUAAACGCAAAGAGGCCAUUGCUUCUUUCUCUUGUGCCUGUUUUAGUCACAAUGCUGUUCAAAGCGUUUUUCCCUCGUGAAAACAAAAUACCAGGGUAUCCUGCAUAUCUUCACACAAGGGUACAAGAAAUCACAACAGCACAUCAGUCAUUUUUAUGCAGCCCAUUCUUUGGAAACGUGAACAAACUUAGGUCUGGAGUCAAAUAACUGCCAUCGCUCUGUCAAUGAGAAAGUAAAGAUGUUCACUUGUACUUGUAACGCUAAAAACGAUACACGAAUCUGGUAAUCAGCGAUGUAUUAUUAUCAACUGUAUGAUAUUUUCAACAAAUAAUAUAGAAUAUGUCAUCUCGGAUAACAAAUUGCAUGAACUAUGCUAAAGAUAAACACAUUCAGGCGUUCUGUCAUAAUUUAAAUCCCUAAAAGCAGAGCUGCUGCCUCGGGUGGUUUCGAGUAGGCCUCUGAUUUAGGCUAUAUACGUUUUCAUUCAAAAGCUGUGAACUGGUCGUGUUUGUUGUAAAUGCUGUUAAAUAUACACCAGUAUGCAAAUCACAAAUCACUGAAAAGACAAGCAAAAUGUAGCCAAUGUUUUCUUGCAAAGAUGUCACGGUAUGUGUAUUCAACCUUAAAGUUCAAAAUAUUUUUACGCGCAGUCCUGGAAAAGUAGGACUAGGCCGGACCAGACCGACCUAGUCUAGAUUUAUCUCGCUAUGAACAGACCUCGUUGUUCUUAGCAAGAGCUACAGAAUGUAAAUGUAUAUUUUAUUCACAAAAAUGCAUGAUGGAAUUAGAGUUUAAAGCGGGUUGAAAAUGUUUCACGUAAAUAGACAUUGAGGAAUAUCACGACUGGACCAUUUCAACACGCGUUUUUCUAUUGUCUGUCGAUCAACCGAUCAAGGGAGGCUUUUUCAACCCGCCGUCCAGUUUGGGAUUCUUGAACAACCUGACUUGGAAUUUCUAAAAUUGAUCACAAAUCACCAUGUAUAAAGAUAUAAUAUAACAUUUGAAAUAAUAAUGCAUACAAUGGUUAGUCGUACACAAUUAUCGUAUGUUUUACUUUAGAUGCUACAGUCCAUUUUCCAAAAAAAAAAAAAAACUAGUAUGUAAAGGACUGUACUCCUCUCAUUGACAAGCUUCGUUUGCAAUCAUUAAUGAGGACACAUGGGUUAUACCUUUGACGCAGGUCAUAACAUCACGUAGUGAAACAAUGUUAAUAACACACAAGGCAGAGCUGUUACCACUGGGAUGAAGAAAGCUUUUCUGACUGAAAACGCCCCCAUUGCUCGUCUUCAUUGAACUCAAAACACGUGAAUUUAAAAUAUGAAGCUUUUCCAAACUUGCCUGUACAACUGAAGUUUGUUUUGUGUUCGGAUUUGAAGGCCGUGAAUGGUCGUGCACUGGAUAGUCCUAUCACAGAUUCAUUUUUUACUGUUAUUUUCUUUCUGAUUACGAGAGGCAGAAACUCUCACUCAGUUGCUCCUUUAAUCCAAUUAGUAAUUUCCUUAUUUGCUAUUUUCCUUAUCUGUUGUCACAUAAUGCUACGCUUUAAUGGGGUGCACAAAAACACACCAACGUCACAUGAAGACUUAGGCAUCUCUGCAGAGUUAGAAAAUAUAUUAAUUCACCCGAUGCUCAAUGGGGGUGUUCAUCUCUUAGACAAUGGAAGGUGGUUUCAUUUUGAGUGGGUUCCUCAAACGGCAAUGAAAAUCUGGCAGUGAGGUCUGAUCAACGCAAAACUAGUACCCUACCUUGUUUUGCUGCUGACUGCCCGACCUUAAAACUCCUCUCCCCCGCAUCAACUGCGAUACUUGAGGUCAGAUUUUGACGAGACAUUUUAAGUCACUGGUUGUGCAUUGAAAAGUAAAUAUUUAUUUUUGUGAUUUACACCUUUUGUAAUAUUAUGG
This is a messenger RNA of Conger conger (European conger), 4525 nucleotides long. Its product is annotated as SKI/DACH domain-containing protein 1-like. The record is from RefSeq and is a predicted model, not a curated record. NCBI's taxonomy places the organism in Eukaryota, Metazoa, Chordata, Actinopteri, Anguilliformes, Congridae. The transcript is spliced from 2 exons. Bases 1 to 1602 code for a protein of 533 amino acids.